Sphaeramia orbicularis (orbiculate cardinalfish) is the source of this 2723-nucleotide messenger RNA. It is a transcript of the gene plcxd1.1, whose product is annotated as phosphatidylinositol-specific phospholipase C, X domain containing 1, tandem duplicate 1. The transcript has 7 exons. Lineage: Eukaryota; Metazoa; Chordata; Actinopteri; Kurtiformes; Apogonidae. Gene Ontology annotation, biological process: lipid metabolic process. Gene Ontology annotation, molecular function: phosphoric diester hydrolase activity. The record is from RefSeq and is a predicted model, not a curated record. Bases 543 to 1520 code for a protein of 325 amino acids.
UUGACCAUCGUGGAUCCGGUGGUUGCUCUGGUGUUUUCAGUGGGCUCUUUAAGAGUGGAGUGUGGAGCAUCUGCUGAUCUGUCAGCAGGCGUGGAUCCGCCCUCAAUGCAAACACCGCGACUGCACCUCAGGGGAGCGGAGUCCCACAGCCGGUGAACCCAACCUGCACCCGAUCACACCCACACCCACCGACACGCAGGACGCGGACACACGAUCAGUUCACCUCUAUGGAUUAUUGAUCGUCGACAUUAAAAUGCGCCGGGCCCCUCGUCCUCUCCAUCCCGGACUCUGCAGGUGUAAGAGGUAAGAGGACGGAGCUGGUGCCGCAUGGGGAGAGAGGGAGGGAGGGCCACGGCCACGCUGCACCUCCGGAUCGCAUCAUACAUGUUUUACAUACAGCCAUGACAUUUCCACACGCCACGGGAUGGACGAGUUCGCCUGUGUAGACUUGACUGUGUUUCCUCUGCUGGAUGGUUCGGCCGGUUUGUCUGGAGUGAGACUGGAGGAAACAGCAGCGGUGUGAUCAACGGCUGGAGCUCACUAUGUCUUCCUCUGUGUUGGUGUCCGGAGUGGGUGAGUGGAGUCUGGGAGAGCUGCCCAUGGAGAGUUGGAUGGCUCACCUGCCAUGUCCUCUGUGGGACACCCCACUCUACCACCUGGCCAUCCCAGGCAGCCACAAUGCAAUAACCUAUUGUCUGGAUAUGAAUGACCGAUCCCCUGUUGACCUCACUCAACCAGAUAUGCUCCAAAAGCUGGACAAAUACAUGAAGCCUCUUAUUCGCCCUUUUGUGUACAAGUGGGCCAUAACCCAGGAGUACACUAUAAAGCAGCAGCUGGACUGUGGGGUCAGAUACUGUGACCUGAGAAUCGCUCACAGACCCAACGACAGCUCCACGGACCUGUACUUCUACCAUGGAGUUUACACCACGCUCACUGUGGAGACUGUUUUAAUGGAAAUAAGGGAGUGGCUGGACGCUCAUCCCAGAGAGGUGGUCAUCCUCUCCUUCAGCCAUUUCCUGGGCCUGAGCCAGGAGCUCCACAUGCUGCUCCUCACAACCAUCCGCAACACAUUCACCUCCAAACUCUGCCCCAAAACGGAGCUGUUAACUCUUCGAAACCUGUGGGCUUUAGGCUACCAAGUGAUUGUGUCCUAUGAACACAACAUUUCCAGCAAUCAUAAUGACCUGUGGCCACAUAUUCCUUACUGGUGGGCCAACAAGUGUAAAGCAGAGUCUCUCAUUGAGGAGUUUGAACACAGGAAGCAGCAUGGAAGACCAGGGGGUUUAUUUGUCACAGGAAUCAACCUGACAGAGGACCUCAAAUACAUCUGCACACACCCGACAGAGUCUCUGAAGGACUUGGUGAUGUCCACGUACCCGACACUGCUCAGCUGGGUUAAGGAGCAGACUCCCGGAUCCAAAGUGGGCUCUCUCAAUAUCAUUGCUGGGGACUUUGUCACAGAGAGCCGGUUUGUACCGACUGUUGUCACGCUGAAUGAGAAGUUACUGAAAUGGUCAUGAUUUUCAUCAAUAUGCAUUGCUCUACAAAAAAUGUGAAUUACAGCAUGAAAACCACAUGAGCUUGUGUUGUUGAGAGUAGCAGAAAAUAUUCAAGUACUUGAAUUAUUCAUUUUAAUAUACUGUAUAUGCACCAGGCAGUGAAAUGUAUAUUUCAGUCUUAAAGCUGCUUAAACACAAAAUGAUGGUAUUUUGAUGUGCACUUGUUUACAUUUAGUUCACUAGUUAUGCAAUGUACUGUAUCAGUUUUCACAAGUCAGCAAAGUGGCCCGUUUUCUGUUACAGUGACCAAAGCAAUAAUGAUACUACCAUCACCUUAACGUAGGCAUUUUAGAUAAGUAAGCACAAAUAAUGGUAGUUAUGAGCACAUAUGAUAGUAACUUAAACUUUUAUAAGUAUGCAAUGUGGACAGCAAGUAUAUGAAAUAGCUUAAGUUUAUUCUAUACAAUGUGCAUUUAUCGCUAGAGAAUGUCCCACCAACAGAGAAAGAGAUCAGUCUUAUGCAGAAUGCAUGAAAAAAGUGAAUUGCAUGAACCCAACUUUGACUGUUGUACUUAUUACUGAAGUUAGCCAACAAGUUAAGCCUUGAUUUAAAAAUAGUCCUGCACCGCUGUGCCUGUGGAGAUAAGCUUUUCCAAUAAAAAACAGCAUUUUUAAUCAAAUAAUCUCACUUCAUUAACAGUCAAAGGUCAAGCCUGUGCUUUUUAUUUGUUGGUCACUGUCCGCAAAACAGUCUUUCAGAGAAAAUCUGAUUUUAAACAGUUUUUGAACAGUAUUGGUUUUCCUUGUCACUUUUUAAAAGAUAUACAGGAAAAUGGUCUAAAAAAAAUGUCUUUACUCAUGUGAUAAUCAUUGCUCCUAGAUUUUAGCUUAUAAAGCUGUAUGCAAAGGAAGGAAAAUUAGACAAUGAUGAAUUCCUUACUUAAAUUAUUACUACAUUCAUCUGAAGGAGUGUGCAUGCCAUCAAGGCCAAUCAAGUUAGAUUUUUUUCAAAGGUUCUUGUAAUCUUUUCCUAAAUUUUGCAUUUGAAAACUGUUUAUACAUGAAUUACUUUUACAUGCAACAUGUAAAUAAAAUUUAACAUUUCUGCUUGAUUGUUGUGUUAAUGUAAAGAUCCUCUCUGUAAUUUAAGUCCACACUAAAAAUUAAACAGAGUAACUGGAGCUGCCAGUGCCAGCUGGUUUCCAGUGUUGUGGACAAAGGCAA